Messenger RNA from Ylistrum balloti, 2058 nucleotides. RefSeq lists its product as uncharacterized. The transcript has a single exon. Bases 1 to 2058 code for a protein of 685 amino acids. The record is from RefSeq and is a predicted model, not a curated record. Lineage: Eukaryota; Metazoa; Mollusca; Bivalvia; Pectinida; Pectinidae.
AUGCCAAAAGACAUCCCAUGUUGCAUGUGCUUCAAAAGGUGUAAACCAAAUUUUAGAAGGCAUAUCCCACCUGGCGUGGCCUUUAAAAGAUAUGUGGAGCGAUGUGUUUGCAGGGACGUGAGUAGCAAUGCCAUGAUAUGCGGGGCAUGUACGGCACGAGUGUAUAGGAGUCUUCCAAUAUUUCACCAGACACCUGUAAAUACUAAUGAUGACGAGUACAUUUCUCAGCCACCAAAGAAAAAGACACUGUCGAGUCCUAAAACUAUUAAUUUGAACCUUCCCGCAAUAUCAAAAUCUCAUAAAUCAUGUAUUGUAUGUCAUAAAGAUGCAAACCAAAGAAACCAUUUAACCAACAUCCCACAACAAGGAACUACUCAGGCCUUCAUAGUAUGUGGUAUAUUCAUACACCCCCAUAGUAGAUGUUGUGAGAGCCAUAUUGAGAACAAUUAUCUGAAUGAAAAUACGUUGGCAUUACUUGGAACCAAGAAAUCAAAUGGCUGGUUUUCAAGAAGUGAUAUUACAGGUCUUCUCUCCGGAGUUCGAAGGAUGCUGUCUACACAUUCUGGACAUUUGAAUUUCGAUGUGCCAAUAUUUUUAACCAAUGAAGAUUAUGUAACAUUGACAGGAUUUACCAAACAGCACUUUGACGAAAUUGUCACUCAUUUGAAAUCACUUAAUAAUUCAGCAGUUAGGUCAAUCCGGACAUGUCUUGCUGUGUUUCUCUUCAAAUUACGUAGUGGAUUGUCCAACAAGUUAAUUGGUGUGUUAUUUCAUUUAACAUAUUCACAAAUCCAGCGUAUAGUGAACAGCACAAGGAAUGCCUUAGUGGAAGAUUUUGUACCAGAUAACCUUGGAUUUCAACACAUAUCUCAUGGAGACUUUGUUCAAAACCACACUACAAAUAUAGCAAAAUCAUUGUUCCAACCAGGCGAAAACGAGGCUAUUGUUGUUGCUGAUGGCACCUAUGUUUACAUCCAGAAGAGUGCAGACUACAAAUUCCAAAGGAGGUCCUAUUCUAUGCACAAGAACAGACCACUCGUUAAACCAAUGAUGCUUGUAGGAACGGAUGGCUACAUUCUGGAUGUGCUCGGACCUUACCUGGCUGAUGGCUCAAACAACGAUGCCUCCAUUACAAAACACAUGCUUAGGGCAAAUGAGGAAGCUAGCAAGUGGUUCAAACCCGGCGGCGUAUUCAUUGUAGACAGGGGGUUUAGGGACGCUGUGAGGUUUCUAGAAGACCGAGGUUUCGAUGUGAAAAUGCCCUUCUAUCUUCAGAAAAGCUGCAAGCAGCACAGCACCGAAGAGGCGAACCUUUCUGGUUUAGUCACAAAAGUAAGAUGGGUGGUAGAAAGCGUGAAUGGCAGGAUACAACAAUGGAAACUGUUUGACAAAGUUGUUCCAAAUACCCUGAUCCCUCCUAUUGGUGACUUUGUGAGAAUCAUCUGUCCUCUUAUCAACAGGUUUAAAGAACCACUUGUGAAAACUGACGCAACAUCAGAAGCACAUUGCAGGGCAAUGCUUGCAAAGUCCAAGGAACCAAACACAGUGAAGGCAUUUUUGGAAAGCAACAACUUACUAAAUAAGAGAACUGUUUAUCAAAAGCUGGAAGCAGAAGACUUGAUGGACUUCCCUAAACUUUCCAUGGAUGACGUACGAAACAUCACCAUGGGAGUUUAUCAACUUAAACAGGCUCCAAGUUAUACAAAGGAGCACUGUGUUGAAGAUGGACUGUAUGAGUUGCUGGUCUUCUCAGAAAACCCUAAUCUGAUCAAGUUAAAAAUACAGUCUCGACACUGUAACAGCAGAGCACAUUCUUUGUGGAUUGAGUAUGACUCACUUUCUGAUGAUCCCAUCAAAGGUUGGUACUGCACUUGUAAAGUAGGCUCAAGAGUGGUCGGUUGCUGUGCCCACAUUGCAAGUGCAUUGUGGUUUCUAGGAUAUGAACGCUUCCAAGGCGAAUCAUCUGGCGCAGUGACUAUUUCGACAAAGUCUUUGGCUGAUGCAGCUGACAUUCCAACAACAGAUUCCGACACGGAUGAGGAGUAUCCAGAGGAAUAA